Messenger RNA from Cydia pomonella (codling moth), 6109 nucleotides. It is a transcript of the gene ttv, whose product is annotated as exostosin-1. Gene Ontology annotation, molecular function: glycosyltransferase activity. The transcript is spliced from 10 exons. Gene Ontology annotation, cellular component: membrane. Lineage: Eukaryota; Metazoa; Arthropoda; Insecta; Lepidoptera; Tortricidae. Bases 305 to 2542 code for a protein of 745 amino acids. The record is from RefSeq and is a predicted model, not a curated record.
AAUUUUAUUAAUUAUUAUGCUCUUUGGGUUAGACGUAUAAUUACUAUAAUUGGAUCAAGGAAAAUAAAUAAAUAUCAAUUUUUCAACUUCGUUACUACUUAUUUACCAGUGCAAUGUUUAUUUGAAUUGUUCUCUAAGUGUAUGUUUUGAGAUUGGACAUGGAAAAGAGAUCGUUAUUCGGCAAUUCAUAAAAAAUGCAUUACAAUAGGCAACAAUAAGGUCUCAUACAAAUUUGAGGAUGAUCUUAUCAGUAUGCCUUGUAAGUAGAAUAUUAUUAGAAACUUAAUUUCAUCUCUAUUGCCUCAUGACUGAUAAAAUGCAGGCAAAGAAGCGAUAUAUGACACUUGUUAUAUCAUGUGCAUUUUUAGUAUAUUUCUACUUCAGCAGUCAACAUAUAAAAUCAGAUGCAGCUCAAAGCAGUUAUUUGGAUCAGCUGCCCUCAUAUGCUACAUUAGAUGAACUGUCAGAAAUGCCUCCAAGAGAACAGAGAAGACCACAUUCUGCACCAAGGCCUUGCCGCAUGGAAACCUGUUUUGAUUUUACAAAGUGUGGAACUGAUCCUAAAAUUUAUGUCUACCCUACUGAUGGGCCUGCUAGUGCAUCAUAUCGAAAAGUAUUAUCAGUUAUAAGAGAAUCUCAGUAUGCAACAAGGGAUCCAAAUGAAGCAUGUCUUUUUUUGCCAGCUGUGGAUACACUGGAUGCUGACCCACUGUCUCCUGAACAUGCUCCUGAUGUGGCAGCACGCCUGUCAAGGCUUCCAUAUUGGAAUAAUGGCCGUAACCACUUGAUAUUUAACUUAUAUGCUGGUACUUGGCCUGAUUAUUCAGAAAGUGCUUUGGGCUUUGAGCCUGGUGAAGCCAUAUUGGCACGUGCUAGUGCAUCUGAGUCAAUUUUUCGUGAGGGAUUUGAUAUUUCUCUUCCAUUAUUCCACAAGGAACAUCCUGAACAUGGUGGAUCACCUGCUGCAGCCACAGCCAAUCCCUUCCCAGCACCAAGACGGCAUUUACUGGCAUUUAAGGGUAAACGUUAUGUGCAUGGAAUAGGCAGUGAAACAAGAAAUUCCUUGUGGCAUCUACAUGAUGGUAAUAACAUGGUUUUGGUUACAACUUGCCGACAUGGGAAGUCAUGGAAACACUUAAGGGAUGAACGGUGUGAUGAAGAUAAUAGAGAAUAUGAUAAAUUUGAUUAUGAGCAACUGUUAGCAAAUUCCACAUUCUGCCUGGUAGCUCGCGGGAGACGUCUAGGCUCGUAUCGCUUCCUGGAGUCUCUGGCGGCGGGCUGCGUGCCGGUGCUGCUGAGCAACGGCUGGCGGUUACCGUUCGACGAGCGCAUCGACUGGCGCCGCGCCGUCAUCUGGGCCGACGAGCGCCUACUUCUGCAGGUGCCGGAACUGGUGCGGACGGUGUCGCCCGAGCGCAUCCUCGCACUGCGACAGCAAACUCAAUUAUUAUGGGAGCAAUAUUUUUCUUCUAUAGAAAAAAUUGUCUUCACAACCAUAGAAAUAAUAUUUGAGCGCGUGCUAAUGCACCGCACGUCGCGGCAGCGCGAGGCUCUCGUGUGGAACAGCUGGCCGGGCGCUCUGGGCUCGCCGGCUACGUACGGGGACUCGCGCGCGCAGCUCCCGCGCGGCGCGCCCGCCCCCCCCCCGCCCCGCCCCACGCCCGCCCCGCCCGCUCCACUCCAGGCGCCCGAUGUGCCGCACGCCGCACCGCCGCCCACGCCAGGCACGUCGUUCACCGCGCUGCUUUACGUUCAGGCCACGUCGCCCGCGCUGCACCGCCUGCUGGCCAGCAUCGCGGCCAGCGAGCACGCGGAGAAGGUGGUAAUCGUGUGGGACAGCGACCGCGCCGCGCCGUCAUUAAAGUCGCUGGCGCGCGCCGCGGGCGACCCGCGCGACCCUCUGCCCGUGCUUGUCAUAGACGCUACUACUCACUAUCCUGGGGAGGGCGUGUCGGCGCGCUGGCAGCCGCUGUGGGCGGUGCCGACGGCGGCGGUGUUCUCCCUAGACGGCGACGCGCCGCUUCUGGCCGAGGAGCUGGACUUCGCCUUCCGCGUGUGGAAGGAGUUCCCGGAGCGCAUCGUCGGCUACCCGGCGCGCUCACACUUCUGGGAUGAGGCUAAGAACGCAUGGGGCUACAGCAGCAAAUGGGGCGGCGCGUACUCGCUCGUGCUCCCGGGCGCCGCGCUCGUGCACCGCGCGUGGCUCGCCGCCUACAGCGCCGCGCCGCCCGCGCUGCGCCAGGCCGUGCGCCGCGCGCGCAACUGCGAGGACAUCCUGCUCAACUGCCUCGUGGCGCACUACACGCGCCGCCCGCCGCUCAAGCUGGCGCAGCGGCGGCGCUACAAGCACCACCGGUACAGGUCACCAUGGAGCGACCCGGAGCACUUCGUGCAGCGGCAGUCCUGUCUGAACACGUUCGCGGCGGCGUGGGGCUACAUGCCGCUCGUGCGCUCCGUGCUGCGGCUCGACCCCAUCCUCUUCAAGGACCCCGUCUCCACGCUCAGGAAGAAGUAUAGGAAGAUGGAGCUGGUCGCUUCGUAAUUAGAUUUCCAGUGAGCUCGUGACUUGUAGUUGUGUUUAUGGGGCGCACAUUCUUCGAAAGUAGGCGUAAGUUGCUAUUGAUGCAACCGGCCCCUGGAGGCCACUUGAUACGGCCAUCGCUAAUUAAAUUAUAGCAAAUCUACCAUUAGUCUGGUUAGUAUUGACUCACGUUGAAAUUGUCGACGUUUGUCUUUGUUAGCGAUGUGAUUGGCGGUUAAGAGUUGAAUCGAUGAACAGUUAAUGUCAAAGAGUAAUGUAAGUAUGGUAGUAAAUGUAAGUACUUGUUUCAUAAAAAAAAAAUCUGCUCUAAUAUUAUUACUAGCUUCUGCCCGACAUCGUCUGCGUGGAAUGAUGAAUGAAAAAACUACCCUCCUUCGGGCCUCAGACUAUCUCCAUACCAAAUUUCAUCUAAAUCGAUUCAGCGGUUUAGGCGUGAAUAUGUAUAAUAUUAGUAGGGAUUAAUGCCUCUUCAGAAUUUUAGUUCUUUAAGCCGUUACAAGCAUCUUACAUACGUAGGCGAACAACUCGCGAACGCAAGCGAAGCGAUGCGGCGCGGCGCCUGAUGCGGCGGCCGAGCGAAUUUACCACGAAUGCGAAGCAGCGAAGAAGAAACAAACCGUUGAUACGUAUGGAAGUAUCCUAGGUGAGCGAUCUUGGCGCGAACGCGAAGCAAAGCGGCGCGGCGCGGCGCGAUGCGAUGGCCUUGUCCGACGUGGGUGCGUCUGUAUACACGUGCACGCGGAUUUAACGCGUGAUAUUAGGAACAUUCCCAAGGGUUAGAUAAAUUGAUACUAGUUAUCGACCUUAUUCCUAUUUAGUAAAGUUCAUUUUUGUAUUGUGUGCUUUAGGAAAUUGUCGUGAAAUUUAAAAAAAAAUAAUAAAAUACCUAGGGGCUCUGUAGACCUCGCUUAAUAAGCUACAUAGUUGAGUCAUUAUCACAGCGAACUCACAAUGGUCUUAAGUGCGAUAGACCCUACUGGUACUUAAGUCCUUUAUCUCAAUUUCCAAUAAAAAAAACGAAACGACAAAAAGAAAAUCUCUAAGGGCCGGUUUACACAUUGUUAAGUGGUAGUACAUACAUUCAAUGUAAACAGGCUGUAACUACCAAACCUGCUAAAAUAUUACGAAAAUCGGUUAUUAAAUGCGACCUGCAGAGGAGAACAUCCGAACAAUCUGAAACGGAGACCUUCGCUAACGCUCUGUCUAAAAACGAAACUAGGGGCUCUGUAAGUUGUAGACUAGGCUAGCGUCGCGUUCGCAUGUUUUCGCCUACGUAAGACGCCGUCUUAGCUAGUUUAGCAAAAAACUGAAAUCUGGAGUUUUUCCUAUUCUAAUCUACAUAAGUCUUAAUAAUAAUAAAUUUUGUAUAGCAUAAGACAAGUACAUGUGAUGUUUUUAAUGAAAAGGUACCUACUUACACUUUCGGUGGUCGACGACUUCGAUUUCUAAUGGCAUCCUUACCUCGUUCAUAACAACAGCACACUGUUAAGAGGUAAGUGUAAGUGUUGAUACGCAGAAUACAAGUAUACAAGGGGUCCCAUAAACACUCGAUAAUAGGUACAAAGAGGAGUGAAAGAAAACUAAUUUUAAGUAACUAUCAACUCUAACUCAUUAUGUACAAUCAGCUGCAGGGGGGGUGGGGUGGGGGUUUCAAUUAUAUCUGAUGAAUGAAUGAAGUUUUUAUUGUCACUCAUAACAUACAUGAUACAUAGGACUAAUCGUUAUCUAAUGAGCAUACAUCGCAAUCGAGGAGGCAUUUAGCGAGCACGUCUGUUAGUUAAGAUUUGCCAUUGGGCAUUAAGUCCACCAUUUGUACAUUGUCGUACUUAUAUAUUUUGUGCAAUAAAUUUUUAAUAAAUAAAUAAAUAAUCGUAUUUUACUAGUUCAUACACCUCGACCAAGGUUGGAACGGCCGCACCUCAAACGGCGCAAAUUUGCUGCCAUUGAUUCUGGUUGGAGACCCUUCAGGCCUUGGGGACCCGGAGCACACUGUAUGUUUGAGAGCUAGCGAAGCGUCUCACUGAUGUUACGGGUGACCAGAGGGCUGGUUCCUUCCUUGCCUUACCCAGCAUCUGGGCACCCUACCAUCCGGCGCCGAGCAAUAGUUCGUUACUUUUAGCAUUAGAAAGAAGAUAAGCGAUUUUGACGUGAAGAAUACUUGAAAAAUAAGUCACGGCAAAUAUGUCACAAAUGUCACAAUUAUAAAUCAUAUACGAUCAUUUUCAUUAUUUUGCUUUCAUAAGUAAUAGUUGCUGAUUUUUAAAAGACUACUUUCAAUAAAAAGACAUGUCAGAAUUGCUUACCGAAUUCUAAUGCUAAAAAAACGAAUAUAUACGCUAUAUAGUUCUUCGUGUUUGUCUUCAGCAGCAGUAUCGGAAUACAUAGUAACGAUUCACCAUUAAAAAAUCACCCUGUAUAUUGACGUUAAGUACCAUAACGAUCUGGAAAUGGACAGGAAAAUGUCAGUGUAAGGUGUCAAUAGAGAUUUUUUCAGAAUUAUUUCACAGUCACACCAUGCACAAAAUAUAGCACCAGAAAAUUAAAGACUACAGCAAAACGUAGACAGCAGUUAUUUAUUGACAAAAUUCAAUCGGAUAUUCAAAUAAUUUUUAAGAAAAAAAACGACUUCAAUGAGGGAGACCGGUGAAAGAAAGAGUAUUGUUGACUUUGGAUUUCAUACAAUGAAAUUAAAAAGACAGCGUCUUCUACGCCUAAUUAUGUAGAAAAGGAGGUAAAAUGAUUUUUUUGCCACUGCACCCACCUUGACACAUUUCAGAUUUGCCCUAUGGUUGACUGGUAAUCUUACCAGAGCCGCAAUAGGGUAGGUAUUCGACUGUAUUUAAAAUAAAUUAUUCACAACAUGCAUAUAUUUUUAAACGCAAGUUCUAUUUAAUAAAUAGGAAAGACAUAUAAAAAUAUUAUAAUAAUAAAAAUGGCUAUAAGUAUGCUUAAAAGAGUUGAGAAGUUCCCUCAAUUCCUCAUGGAAUCCAUUGUUGCAAAAUGUUGUUCGGCGAAUCGUUGUCUGCGAAUUAAUUGUCGGAGAAUCAUUAGGUACCCACGCAACUGUCACAGUGGCACUAAUAUGGAAGAGUGAUAGAGAGAGAGAUGACUACGCUACGCUACGCGGCCUGUUGUCAUAUAAAUUCCACAGUGGCUAAUCGUUUUGACGUUUGAGUUCGAACAAAAAUAAACUGAUUUGACUAGCAGGAAAGUACCUUAUUGUCAACGUGGUGAAAUAGAUCCCCGGUUACAAACACUUAAUACAAAUACUUUAUUUUCGAAAAUUAAUUGAUUUAUUCUCAAACUUUACUAACUCACGUGCCCGCGUUUUGCCCCCUCGAGUGCGAUGUUAUGCUAAUGACUUAAUGAGUUGCUUUAUGAUUGGUCAUCUCGCAUUAUUGUUCGUUUACGGGACAACCUGUAUAAAAGUAGGCGUUGAUUGUUACUUUAUUUGUUAAACUAUCCAAUAUCUAUAUGUUACUAGUUAAAGUAGAUAAGUAGGUAUUUGUCAUAUCACUAUCAUAUACCAAAUAAAUGAAGAAGACGAAAGAAUCCAAUGAAUAAUAA